AGAGAGAGAGAGAGAGAGAGAGAGAAUGGGUGGACGGAAAGUCCCCGUGUGGAAAUCCCCUUGACUUGGGCUUUUUCCUUUAAAAAAAAAGCUAUCAUUAGCGGACGUGUGUACUCUUUUGAAAGGCUUCAUGAGCUGCUCCUUAAUAGCCAAGAUACCGACUAGAAGAGAAGGUUGAAUGGCGCCGAGGACCGCUGCGGUGAGGCUGAGUGAAGUGGCUCAGAGAGAGGACUAGCAUCCGGGAGGGCUUUGUUAUUACCCCCGACAUAUUACCCAGUUUCCACGUUGUUCGGUCAGCGGUGGUUGGUGCCUCCUCCUCCUCCUCUCCUUUCCUCCUCCUCGUUCCUCUUCCUCCCUUCCAUCCAUCCACUUGGCCACUCAUCCGCCAUGUCGCAGGGUCAGAACUACCUCCCCAAAUUCCUGUUUGUCUCCAACUUGCUGAAGGCGGUGAAGAUCCGUCAGCAAGUGCCCAACGACGUGGUGAAGCCGGAUGGCAAAAACGGCCUGAUGCACCACCUGCUGGGCAUGCACCGUUACACGCUGGAGAUGAUCGCCAUGAACCACUUCCCGCAGGCCUUCAUGGAGGUGGUGCAGGCCGCCAUCUUGGACCGGGCCAUGCAGGUCUCUCUGGAGCAGGAGAAGAAGCUCAACUGGUGUCGGGAGGUGAAAAAGAUGGUGCCUUUACGUACCAACGGAGACGGGAACUGUUUGCUUCACGCGACCUCUCAGUACAUGCUCGGCGUUCAGGACACAGACCUGGUGCUUCGGAAAGCCCUCCAUGGUGUUUUGAAAGAAACAGACACUGGCGUCUUUAGAGCACGGUUCCAGGCAGAGCUGCUCCAGUCCCAGGAGUUCACCCAGACCGGACUCCGAUACACCACCAUGAACUGGGAGGACGAAUGGGAGAAGAUUGUGAAGAUGGCGUCUCCGAUUUCCAGUAGCAAUGGCCUCCAGUUUGACUCUCUGGAGGACAUUCACAUCUUUGUCCUCUCCAACAUCCUCCGCAGAACCAUCAUCGUCAUCGCAGACCAGGUGGUUAGAAGUAUGAAAUCUGGUUCCUCCAUCUCUCCUCUGAAUGUGGGGGGGAUUUACCUUCCGCUACACUGGCCCCCCGCAGAGUGCUACAAAUACCCAAUAGUGCUCGGCUACGACUCCCAGCACUUUGCCCCCCUCAUCACCAUCAAAGACAGCGGUCCAGAAAUCCGAGCGGUACCGCUAAUCAACCCGGGCCGAGGGGGCUUUGAGGAGCUGACGGUUCACUUCCUGGUGGAGAAAGAACAGCAACAGAAAGAGAGGCUCCUCAAAGAGUACCUGCACCUGAUAGAGAUCCCCGUCAUCGGCUUAGGCCUCGAAGCUACACGGAUCAUCAACGCUGCACGGCUGGAUGAGGGAAACCUCCCGGAGGACAUGAACCUGAUGGAGGACUACCUGCAGCUCGUCAACCACGAGUACCAGCGCUGGCAGGAGGACAAGGAGCAGGCGUGGGCCGCCCAGCCUCAGCGCCCCCCACCCUUCUCCGUCUCCCAGCUCUCCCUCAUCGAGAUCCGAUGUGCCACGCCACGAUGCACCUUCUACGUCUCCGUGGACACGCAACCUCACUGCCACGAGUGCUUUGAGAAGCGACAGGCCACAACGGGCGGAGGCAUGAGGAUCGAAGGGGUGGUGCAGUCCAAGGGACGGGGGGGGCAAGCUGGGGUGUUGGUGAUCGGGUGUUCAGAGGCCGAGGUGAGCUCGAGAGGAGCCCGAGGCAGCAGCCCCCUAUCCUCCACGUCUGGGAGAGGGGUGGUAGUGGUUUCCAGCCCCCGCUCAGCCCCCCCCACCGCCCCUAGCCUCAGCCUGUACAGCGAAACUCACGCCAUGAAGUGCAAGACCCCCGGCUGCCUCUUCACCCUCAGCGUGGAGCAUGAUGGACUCUGCGAGCGCUGCUUCAACUCCAGGCAGAAUCACGGACUCCCUGGAGCUGGAACGGCUGCUCCAGUUCUCCCAGGCACCAACGGGGGGCCCACAGUCCCCCACCCGACCCCGAGCUCCGGCUGGAGCCAGUGGGGGGGCCGAGAGACAGAGACAGAGCGCUGCAGCAUGUGCAGACAGGAGGCGUUCAGGAUAUUCAAUGGCCUGUGUCCACCCUGCAUGCAGAGACAGCAACCUCCAGAGAUGGGGGAGCCACAGCAGAACAACCCCAGGACUGAGGCCUCGUCUUCAGCUUGGAUCCAGGCCAGGGACACUGAGCGGCCGGGACCCACCCUCGCCCCAGGGGGGCACGCCUCAGCCUGGCAAGCCCCCCUGGCCAGGCCUUGUAAAAGAUCUGGAUGCCAGUUCUUUGGGACUCAAGAGAAGCUGGGCUUCUGCACUAUCUGCUACGUAGACUAUCAGACCAACCACCACCUGACCCCUCCCCCCGCCCCGGUGCAGAACCGCCACGGUGUGGAGGCGGGCUUCCAGAACGCGUCACGGUGCCGCGGGCCCAGCUGUGGGGCAGUGGGCAAAGCGAUGCUGGAGGGCUACUGUGACAAGUGCUACGUCAAAGAGCAAAGCACACGGCUCAACCAAGUUGCACAUCGCACACCACACUCCCCUCCUCUGGUGCUGCGCAACCAAGCCGUCAAACCCAGAUGUUCGCAGCAAUCUCAGACCCAGAACCCGACUCAAACCCAAACCCAAACCCAGACUCAGACUCAGACUCAGUGCCGGCGCAGUGGCUGCAGUAAUGUGUCCCCGGGUUGCACAGACCUCUGCCCGGAGUGCCACACCCGAGGUCAGGGCAGGAGGGCGCAGGCGCCUAAAGAAAAGUCCAAGCAGCGGUGCCGGACGCAGGGCUGCAACCACUACGCCAACCAAGAGAAACAGGGCUACUGCAACGAGUGUUACCACUUCAAAGAGAUUUACCCGGACUGAACACGUUCACACCCACAACGAUGGUGACACAUCGCUAGAGCCGCUGCCCCAUGCCAGUCAAUGCACCUCUGAUACUAACUAACCAACUAACUAACUAGCUAGUGACCUACUAGUAACCUUAUGGCCUGAAAAUCAAACCCCCCAUGUAGAAUGUGAAGAAAGAGUGUGUGUACGUGGGGGGGGGUUGAGUGUGUGUGUGUGUUCGCAGUAGACAUGGCCUCCAGAAUACCUCUUUGUGCAAUUAUUAUCAUCUAACGUGCGCUGUGCACUUACACGGUGAGAGGUUUGACUACAUGUCAGAGCAACUGACUUAACUCUUGUGUACAAUAUGUAUUUAGAGGUACGUGGUGAAGCGUGCCGGACAAAAUGAUUGUAUGUUGACAUAACGAGAAGCAUCUGACAUUGCUUUCUAGACCACAGCCAAGGAUUUAUACCCCCCGUCUGUUUGUCUGUCUUCACCCAUCUGUGUAUCUGCCUGUCUGUCUAGCAUUUGAUCUGUAGAAAGAGGGAUGCAAUUAGUUUGGGAUCAAAGCAACAAAUCUGUAGUAAGCAGAAUUGAUGCAAAGUGGGUCAAACCAACGCAAUUAAAGCGCUUAAAACUAAAUGCACCAUUUUUUUAGCUUAGUUUUCCAAAAAAACAUGAAUGUCCUCCCAAAAAAGACAAAGAUUUGCCAAGCAAGGCUCCUGCAAUCAAUCAAACAGUUAUCGAUGAUUAAUUUUCUUCCAUUCGUCAGUGUAUUUGAAGGCAAAUUAACCUUAGCAUUGUAAAGUUUUGACUUGCCUGGUAUGGAAAGUGAGAACAGACCAUGUGUCUAAACAGUGCGAGACAGACAGGGCAGGCCCCUGCUAGUUUUGGUGCUACAUGUACAGAAAUACAAGCCUCUCCAUUGCAGCCAACAUGCUGGCGGUGUCAGCGGACAGAUGGCAGAGAAACACAGCAGAGACAGGACUCAUUCUUUUUCUACUCCUUCCUCUUAUUUCCUCUCUUAUCCUCCAAAACAGAUCUGUUGCCUUGGACGUUGUUUUCUUGUUUACUAACCACUGAAGCACCUAGAAAUGCAUAGACACACACACCUACACAUGCGCACACCAAUGUAGUAGCAGUCCUGUCACAAGGGGAUUGCCGAGUUUAACUGAGAAGACAAUGAAGGGCGAAGUUAGGAUGAUUAUCCACCUUUCCAUCACAUACAUGCAAACACAGCUCUGUGAGAUUGUAUGCACUCCACCCCAGCCUGAGGUGGUGUGUAGGUAAACAAACCCAUAAAGAAAUGCAUUCCUCUGCUCCACCCUCACUGGAUGUGCCAAGGUGACAAUUUCAUAACUUCAGAGAGCAAUCCCAUCGCCUGCUUCGGCUAAUCUUUAUCUGAAUGUGUUUUUGUUCUGCUGCUACAACAGCACAGUAUUGGGGCUGAUCCUCAAUAAGUUUUGCCUUUAAGUAGUGAUUAAAAAUGUUAUGGACCAGAGGAGCCUGAUCGGCGAGGCUGCAUCAGUGCUCCCACCUAUAAAAUGCUUUUGUGAAUAUGUAUCUUGGUCCGUAUUGUAGGACCUUCCAACCCGAUGCCUCAUCUCAUACACACGCACUCAACGCACAAAUGUGUGCGUCUGGAAUACGCAAAACUGACAUUCCUGUUUUGUUUUUUUUACAUGUGCCAUCAAUCGCCAAACAGUUGUUGUUACCUCCUUAAAAACGGCCAGCCUGUACCAUUCGAAACUAACUAGUGCCGCAGAUAGACAUCUUUAACUUCAUGUGACCACACUAGAUCGAGCUAUCUCAUGUUGAAAAUCCCCAAACUCUCAUGAAUAUCUAUUUUUAUCAGAAUACCAAGAACUGUUUAUCUACAGAGAUAACCUCAAGCGUAUAAAAAUGUAUCAACCAAACUCGAACAUGAUUUUAACUUGAACAGUUAUUCCCCUUGUACUUCUGCUGAAAGUCCACUGCUGUAGGAAGAUGUCCAUCUGUGGCUGUAGUUAGAAAGCUUAGACAAACAGGCUCUCGGUCUGCCUUUUCAUUCAACUGUAUCUAAAGCUGUCGGGCCAGCCCACCUGUUGACGGCCUGCACGUAGAUCUCUGUGUGCUUUAAUCACCUCUAGACAAACCUUAAUCAAUGAAAGGCCAAUUGGUGGUCGGCUCAUCAGGACCCCUACCAAGGUUUGGGGCUCUGGCUGAGUUCGACUGGGAGAAGAUCAUAUAAGUUGCACAUGACUUGUCUGAGGCAUUUAGGAAUGGUACUCCGACUCGCUGAGGGACAUUCCAACAGUGGGAUGAGCCCGAUCAGCCUGAAAGCAGAAGGUGUAACAAAACAUGCAAACUGUGUGGAAGUUUCUUUGUGUGACCUUUCGACAAUAGGGUAUUGUAUGAAAAAAAAGCCUGGUUUUAUUUGUUAAGUAUUUAUUCAUAUCAAGAUAUCUGUAUUGUGUGAUUCAAUAAUUAUUUAUAUGUCGUCCUGAAAUGAAUUAUUUUUAUUAAGAAA
Notothenia coriiceps (black rockcod) is the source of this 5366-nucleotide messenger RNA. RefSeq names its product tumor necrosis factor, alpha-induced protein 3 (gene tnfaip3). Gene Ontology annotation, biological process: protein K29-linked deubiquitination; cytoskeleton organization; protein deubiquitination involved in ubiquitin-dependent protein catabolic process. The record is from RefSeq and is a predicted model, not a curated record. Gene Ontology annotation, molecular function: K63-linked polyubiquitin modification-dependent protein binding; DNA binding; zinc ion binding. Lineage: Eukaryota; Metazoa; Chordata; Actinopteri; Perciformes; Nototheniidae. Gene Ontology annotation, cellular component: nucleus; cytoplasm. The transcript is spliced from 9 exons. Bases 388 to 2895 code for a protein of 835 amino acids.